UGUGAUUUAGCGUUUUGUUGUGUUCUAAGAGCGCUGGAUCUCUCCCUCCUUCUUUUUCUCUCAUGCCCUGCGCUGAGCUCACACUCCCACAGAGCGACUCAGAUCUUCAUGACAUCCAACUUUAUCUAGCUCAUCCCGUCUUUUUGUGCACAGUGGAAAGACUUUAAAAGCGACGGAAUGAUAUCAGGGUGCGUUUGAGUCUCUUAGGCAGCUUUUCUCGUCUAUCAUUGGAGUUUUUUUCUUUGCGCGUCCACAUGUGGAGAGACGCUGCGCUUCCGGAGAGAUGCUGAUGCUGAAUCGGGGCUGUAAGUGAGCCAACAUCAGCAGAAAAGAAGUUAAGUUAGAAAAGAAUACAAGAGGAGAAAAAGGAGAAGCUUCUGGGGCCCAAGCCAGAAGUUCAUUAACAAAACCAAUCGGCUUUUUUUUUCUCAUCUGAAGAGGUACCUCACCAACCUUCAAAAUUUCGCCCAAAAGCAGACAGGAGGAUCGGCCGGUGCUGACGCGACUCGUCGUCAGGAAGCGGCUGAUCGUGGCUGCAGUGCUCGGUGUGGUCAUGGUCCUGGUGCUGGUGAUCCUGAUCCCGGUUUUGGUGAGCUCUGCCGGGACAUCCGCCUCGCACUACGAGAUGCUCGGCACCUGCAGGAUGGUUUGCGAUCCUUACGGUACCAAAUCCCCGACCAGCACGGUCCCAGCAGACCCUGCCCGGGACAGCAACCUUAUGCAGUCUUUACCAACUUUUAUACAAGGUCCGAAAGGUGAACAGGGACGCCCGGGGAAAGUGGGGCCGAGGGGCCCUCCCGGUGAACCCGGACCCCCUGGAUCUCCCGGGGAGAAGGGGGAACCGGGAAGACCUGGAUUACCCGGGCAGCCGGGACCAAACAUGGCAACCGGCGCAAUCAGCGCGGCCACAUACAGCACCGUGCCCAAAAUCGCCUUUUACGCAGGGCUCAAAAAGCAGCACGAGGGCUACGAGCUGCUGAAGUUUGAUGACGUGGUCACGAAUCUCGGGAAUCAUUACGACCCGACCACGGGCAAAUUUACCUGCUCCAUACCGGGAAUAUACUACUUUACGUACCAUGUGCUCAUGCGAGGAGGAGACGGAACCAGCAUGUGGGCUGAUCUGUGCAAGAACAACCAGGUCCGUGCCAGCGCCAUCGCCCAGGACGCAGAUCAAAACUACGACUACGCCAGCAACAGCGCUGUUCUUCAUCUGGAACCCGGAGACGAAGUCUACAUCAAACUAGACGGGGGUAAAGCCCACGGGGGCAACAACAACAAGUACAGCACCUUCUCUGGUUUUAUUAUAUACGUCGAUUAGGACAUACGUACCUACUCCAGACGGUCUCGAUCUCGUCCUCCUCUGUUAUUCCUCUUCCUUGCUUUCUUUCAUUUUUUUUUUCCAUAAUUUUCCUUUGGGCCCAGGGCAAGCACACAGACCUGCUCAAACACCCCUCAUCAUUAGUCUGUAGAUGUGGGCUUGAAGGCAGAACUCUUUGCCCUGCAAUCCAAAAAUCAAGGAAGACCCCCCC
Molecule: messenger RNA, 1529 nt
Organism: Carassius carassius (crucian carp)
Lineage: Eukaryota; Metazoa; Chordata; Actinopteri; Cypriniformes; Cyprinidae
Product: complement C1q-like protein 3
Exons: 2
Coding region: 554-1318 (254 amino acids)
Molecular function (GO): protein binding
Source: RefSeq, a predicted model, not a curated record